Molecule: messenger RNA, 1434 nt
Organism: Grammomys surdaster
Lineage: Eukaryota; Metazoa; Chordata; Mammalia; Rodentia; Muridae
Product: pregnancy-specific glycoprotein 22-like
Exons: 5
Coding region: 1-1434 (477 amino acids)
Biological process (GO): T cell activation
Cellular component (GO): external side of plasma membrane
Source: RefSeq, a predicted model, not a curated record
AUGACAGUGAGAAGACAGAUGGAGGUAUCCUCUGUGCUUCCCUGCAAGGGGUGUACCCCCUGGCAGGGGCUCCUGCUCACAGCCUCCCUUUUAACCUGCUGGCUCCUGCCCGCCACUGCCCAGGUCACCAUUGAAUCGGUGCCACCCAAUGCAGUUCAAGGAGAAAAUGUCCUUCUUUUUGUCAACAAUCUGCCAGAGGAUAUUAUAGCCUUAGCCUGGUACAGAGGGCUGAAGAAAAUUGUCAUAUACAUACUGAACACUAACGUAAGUGUGACAGGGUCCAUGUACAGCGGUAGAGAGAUAACGUCCAGCAACGGGUCCCUGUGGAUCCACAAUGUCACCCAGAAGGACACAGGAGUCUACACCUUGCGAACUGUAAAUAGACGUGGAGAAAUUGUAUCAACAACAUCCAUGUAUCUCUACGUGCACACCUCUCAUUUCAUCUGUGGGCGUCCUUAUCAACCUGCACAGCUCACUAUCGAAUCAGUGCCACCCCGUGUGGCUGAAGGCGGAAGCGUUCUUCUCCUUGUUCACAAUCUCCAGGAUAAGCUUCGAGGGCUUUCCUGGUACAAAGGGGCAUCUGUGUCUAGGAAAUUUGAGAUUGCCCGACAGAUAAUAGCCAAGAAUUCAAGUGUGCUGGGCCCCGCUCACAGUGGUAGAGAGACAGUGUACAGCAAUGGAUCCCUGCUGCUCCAGAAUGUCACCGGGAAUGACACCGGAUUCUACACCCUACGAAUUCUGAGUAGACAUCGGAAAAUGAAAUUAGCACAUGUGCAGCUUCAGGUGAACACCUCCCUUUCCACGUGCUGUGACCCUGCUACCUCUGGCCCACUCAUGAUCGAUCCAGUGCCACGGCACGCUGCUGAAGGGGAAAGCAUCCUUCUCCGUGUUCUUAAUCUGCCAGAAGAUUUCCAAAUUUUUUGCUGGUACAAAGGAGUGUCUACCUUUCAGGUCUUUAAAAUUGCAGAAUAUAGCAGACCCAGGAACUCCAUCACCAAGGGGCCUGCACAAACCAGAACAGCGACAGUGUACACCAACGGAUCCCUGCUGCUCCAGGAUGUCACUGAGAAAGACACGGGCUUGUACACACUACAGGUGAUAGACAGAAAUUUCAAAAUUGAAAAAGCACAUGUGCAAAUCCACGUGAACAAGCCUGUGGAACAGCCCUUCAUAAGAGUCACUGAGUCAACAGUCAGAGUGCAGCGCUCGGUGGUCUUCACUUGCUUCUCAGAGAACACUGGGAUCUCCAUCCGUUGGCUCUUCAAUAAUCAGAGUGUGCAGCUCACAGAAAGAAUCACACUUUCUCCAACAAAGUGCCAACUCAGGAUACAUACUGUCGGGAAGGAGGAUGCUGGAGAGUAUCAAUGUGAGGCCUUCAACCUUGUCAGCACGAAGAAGAGUCACCCAGUCAGCCUGGCCCUGAUGAAUGAGUGA